CCCGCCGGUUCAAGUUUUUUUUUUCCGCAACUUUCCUCCACCCCGCGCCGGUCCACCACCGUCUCUCCGGUUCUGUGUCGGACGCAACUUCAACAUACUCGAAAGGAGCUCAGAUCCCUUAAUUCUCGUGCCGAAGAAUGCUGCAAAUGAGGUUUUGAUUUGAACUUAUUUGAGAAGAUGAGUAACUUGGUUGAGAGGCUCCGGGUUAGAUCAGAACGAAAGUCAGUUUACAAUUUGGAUGAAUCAGAUGAUGAUGCAGAUUUUGUGCCUGGAAGAUCUCGUAAAACUGACGAGAACUUAGAAAAGAUAGUCAGGGAUGAUGCGAAUGAAAAUUCAUGUCAAGCCUGUGGAGAAACCAAGAAUCUCUUGAGUUGUGCAACAUGUACUUAUGCAUACCAUCAAAAGUGCUUACUUCCUCCACUGAAAACUCCUCCUCUUCAUGACAACUGGAGAUGCCCUGAAUGUGUUAGCUCUCUGAAUGAUCUUGACAAGAUAUUGGAUUGCGAAAUGCGUCCUACCGUGGUUGAUGAUAAUGAUGCUUCCAGUACAGGUUCAAAGCAAAUAUUUGUGAAACAGUAUCUUGUAAAGUGGAAGGGAUUAUCCUAUUUGCAUUGCACUUGGGUACCUGAGGAGGAGAUUCUAAAAGCUUUCAAGUCCAAUCCUCAUUUAAGGACUAAGCUGAACAACUUUCAUCGACAAAUGGAAUCAAAGAAUAAAUCCGAAGAUGACUUUGUUGCCAUUAGACCUGAGUGGACUACAGUUGAUCGAAUUCUUGCUUGCAGGGGAGAUGAGGAUGAGAAGGAAUACCUUGUUAAGUAUAAAGAACUUCUUUAUGAUGAAUGUUAUUGGGAGUUCGAGUCAGAUAUAUCUGCAUUUCAACCUGAAAUUGAGAGAUUCAAUAAAAUUAGGUCCAGAGCUCAUAAAUCUGCUAGUAAGAAGAAAAACAGCUUUCAAGAUGCUGUUGAGUCCAAGAAAAAAUCAAAGGAAUUUCAGCAGUAUGAACAUAGUCCUGAGUUUCUUUCUGGAGGCACAUUGCACCCUUUCCAACUUGAAGGGUUGAACUUCUUGCGUUUUUCUUGGUCCAAUCAAACACAUGUAAUUCUUGCUGAUGAAAUGGGCCUUGGUAAAACCAUCCAGAGUAUUGCUUUUUUAGCAUCUCUUUUUGAAAAAAAGAUUGCUCCUCAUUUGAUAGUAGCGCCACUUUCCACAUUACGGAACUGGGAACGGGAGUUUGCAACAUGGGCUCCCCAUAUGAAUGUUGUUAUGUAUGUAGGUUCUGCCCAAGCUCGUAGAGUGAUAAGGGAGUAUGAGUUUUAUCAUCCUAAAAAAAGUCAUAAGAAGAUAAAGAAAAAGAAAUCUGGCCAAGUUGUUAGUGAAAGCAAGCAAGACAGGAUAAAAUUUGAUGUUCUUUUAACGUCAUAUGAGAUGAUUAACUUGGAUACAACAUCGUUGAAGCCAAUAAAAUGGGAAUGCAUGAUCGUUGAUGAAGGACAUCGGCUCAAGAAUAAGGAUUCAAAGUUGUUUCUUUCAUUGAAGAAGUAUACGACUUACCACCGCACUCUUUUGACUGGAACUCCUCUUCAGAACAAUCUGGAUGAACUUUUCAUGCUAAUGCACUUUCUUGAUGCUGGAAAGUUUGGAAGUUUAGAGGAGUUACAGGAGGAAUUUAAGGAUAUUAGUCAGGAGGAGCAGAUUUCAAGGCUUCAUAAAAUGUUGGCUCCACAUCUCCUUAGAAGAGUGAAGAAGGAUGUCAUGAAGAAACUUCCUCCAAAAAAAGAACUAAUUUUACGUGUUGAUUUAAGUAGCAAGCAGAAAGAAUAUUACAAGGCUAUUUUGACUCGUAAUUAUCAAAUACUUACCCGACGAGGUGGUGCACAAAUAUCUCUAAACAAUGUGGUUAUGGAGUUGCGGAAGCUAUGCUGUCAUCCUUAUAUGUUGGAAGGUGUUGAACCAGUAAUUCAAGAUGCAAAUGAAGCUCACAAACAGUUCCUCGAAUCUUCUGGGAAAUUGCAACUGCUGGACAAGAUGAUGAUAAAGCUUAAAGAGCAGGGGCAUAGAGUUCUUAUAUAUUCACAAUUCCAGCACAUGUUGGACUUAUUGGAGGAUUACUGUACUUGCAUGAAUUGGCAAUAUGAACGUAUAGAUGGAAAGGUUGGUGGAGCUGAGAGGCAGAUAUGCAUAGAUCGGUUUAAUGCCAAAAAUUCUUCUCGGUUUUGCUUUUUGCUUUCUACUAGAGCUGGUGGCUUGGGUAUAAAUCUUGCGACUGCAGAUACGGUUAUCAUUUAUGAUAGUGAUUGGAAUCCUCAUGCUGAUUUACAAGCAAUGGCUAGAGCUCAUCGACUCGGCCAAACGAAUAAGGUCAUGAUUUAUCGGCUCAUAACUAGAGGAUCCAUUGAAGAAAGGAUGAUGCAGCUGACAAAGAAGAAAAUGGUUUUGGAGCAUCUUGUUGUCGGGAGGCUAAAGGCUCAAAAUAUUAAUCAGGAGGAGUUAGAUGACAUCAUCAGAUAUGGCUCAAAGGAACUAUUUGCUGAUGAAAAUGAUGAAGCAGGAAAGUCCCGCCAAAUUCAUUAUGAUGCUGCUGCUAUUGAUAGAUUACUUGAUCGUGAACAAGUUGGUGAUGAAGAGGCUGCACUGGAUGAUGAAGAGGAAGAUGGAUUUUUGAAGGCGUUCAAGGUAGCUAAUUUUGAAUAUAAAGAAGAAGAAGAAACUGUUGCAGAGGAAGAAGCUCAAAAAGUGGCCAUGGAGAAUAAAAAUACUCUGAACAAUUCUGAAAGAACCAGUUACUGGGAUGAGUUGUUACGAGACAGAUACGAAGUUCAAAAAGUUGAGGAGUUCAAUUCUCUAGGAAAAGGCAAGAGAAGCCGUAAGCAGAUGGUAUCCAUUGAAGAUGAUGACCUUGCUGGUUUGGAAGAUGUAAGCACUGAUGGAGAGGAUGAUAACUUUGAACCUGAACUGACCGAUGGUAAUACAACUUCAUCUGGAACAACUUCAUCUGAAUUUGAAUCUGAAACCGAAUCUGGUAAAAGGACUUACAAGAAGAGAAAUCGUGCCGAUAGUACGGAGCCAAUUCCUCUAAUGGAAGGUGAGGGAAAGUCAUUUAUGGUGCUUGGUUUCAAUCAGAGUCAGAGGGCUGCAUUUGUACAGAUAUUGAUGAGGUUUGGGGUCGGGGACUUUGACUGGAAGGAGUUUGCAUCUAGUUUAAAACAGAAGUCUUAUGAAGAAAUAAAAGAUUAUGGUGUUCUUUUCUUGUCACAUCUUGCUGAAGGUGUAAACGAUUCUCCAACAUUUUCAGAUGGUAUUCCCAAAGAAGGUCUCAGAAUUCCAGAUGUACUAGUUAGGAUAGCUAUUCUGCUUUCAAUAAGUGACAAGGUGAAGAAAGUAUCAGAACGGCCUGGCACCCCUCUUUUUACCAAUGAUAUUAUCAGGCGCUAUCCAGCAUUGAAGGGCGGGAAAUUUUGGAAAGAAGAACAUGAUUUGUUGUUACUGAGUGCUGUUCUAAAGCAUGGGUAUGGAAGAUGGCAGGCUAUUGUUGAUGAUAAAGACCCGAGUAUUCAGGAGCUCAUUUGUCAAGAAUUGAAUCUUCCCAUUAUAAAUCUUCCUGUUCCAGGGCAAGCUGGUUCUCAAGUGCAGUAUGGAGUUAAUGCAAGUAACGCGGAAUCUAGUGGAAACCAGAUUCGAGUAAAUGACUCAGGGAAUGGCGUAGGAGGUGGGAUAAACCAGGGAGUUACUGGUGCAGCGAACCAAACGCAAUCGUACCCGGAUUCUUCCAUUUUGUAUCAUUUUAGAGAGAUGCAGAAAAAGCAGGUUGAAUAUGUCAGGAAAAGGGUGCUUCUUUUGGAAAAAGGGCUCAAUGCUGAAACUCAGAAAGAAUACUAUGGUGAACCAAACACAAAUGAGGGGACAAAUGAAGAACCAGAGGGUGGACAAAGGGCUGCUGACAUUCCAAGUGCAAGCUCAAGAGAGAUGCCCUCCAUAGUGGUUGAGCAGAUGCCUCCAAUAGAAGUAGUUGCACCAGCAGAAAUUUCUGCAGCUGCUUGCGAUGAUGACACAGACCGACUAGCAUUGCCUCGACGUUUCAACGAGAUAUGCAAGAUCUUGGAGGACAAUCCUGAUGAGAAUCAAGCAAGCCUUGAUUUGAAGAAGAACCUCCAUUCUUUGGAAGAAACUUGUGGGGACAUAUCUCAGAUUCUUUCACCGAACCAACAGCCUGCCACAGGGAUUCAAGUUGGGAUGGAGAAUGAAGAUGGCAGUAUGGAUACCGAAACUGAAAGUCAAAGCAGCAGCCGAAACUGAAAUGGAAAGCACCGAGAAAGUCGAAGCAGCAGCCGGCGUUAUCGUGUCGGAUGAUUAACAGGCAUUGCUCUUUAAUUGUCCAGUUAGACUAGGCAUUUACUAAUCCGUUUUGAGAUAUUUGGGGAACCCACAGGAUUUAGGUAAUUAGUCGCAGGUAAAAGCUUUAGAUUUGCUGCAUUUGCUGAACUGAUGAAUGCGU
Messenger RNA from Hibiscus syriacus, 4492 nucleotides. Its product is annotated as CHD3-type chromatin-remodeling factor PICKLE-like. Gene Ontology annotation, cellular component: chromatin; nucleus. Gene Ontology annotation, biological process: chromatin remodeling; negative regulation of transcription by RNA polymerase II. The coding region runs from base 178 to 4293 and encodes 1371 amino acids. The transcript has 32 exons. NCBI's taxonomy places the organism in Eukaryota, Viridiplantae, Streptophyta, Magnoliopsida, Malvales, Malvaceae. Gene Ontology annotation, molecular function: ATP hydrolysis activity; histone binding; ATP binding. The record is from RefSeq and is a predicted model, not a curated record.